AUGUUCUCUUCAGCAAAAUUAAUGUGUGCUCCAGAAGUGCUUACUGCUUACAAGAAAGCAGAUAGAAAGGUGAAAUCUGUGUCUGCAGUCUUUUCAGAAGAUGCAAGAGUUAAUAGGCAGUUUUCUGAAGACUCUAUGGCCAGUUUGCCUACUCUGUCACCUAACCCACCUAAGUUUACACCUGAUGGAGGCCAGCUUAGCCAAGAAAAUCUGGAGGCCAUGAAUAUCAAUCCAGAUGGAUUCAUCUGGCCAGAGGAGGAAAAUCUGUUCUGUACCCUUCUUCAAACCCAUCAGAAUCAUUUUGUCUUUGAAGACAGUCAGCGAGAUACUUUCAGAGAAGAUUAUUUCUCCUCAUACAUUAUCCCAGUGGUACUCCAUUCUUUCAACAAAAUUUCUAUCAGGGAUGCAGGCCUUCCUUCUAACCUUGAUAAUCUUAUGCAGCCAUUUGCAGGAUGCCAGUGCUACACAGUCUUUGACCUUCACUGGGGCUUUGAUGCUCGUAAGGUCCAUUCCAAAAGCAGGGAUCUUACAGCAUUUCUUACACCUCUUGGCCUUUUGUGA
Messenger RNA from Phanerochaete carnosa HHB-10118-sp, 561 nucleotides. RefSeq lists its product as uncharacterized. Lineage: Eukaryota; Fungi; Basidiomycota; Agaricomycetes; Polyporales; Phanerochaetaceae. The record is from RefSeq and is a predicted model, not a curated record. The coding region runs from base 1 to 561 and encodes 186 amino acids. The transcript has 2 exons.